Messenger RNA from Drosophila gunungcola (fruit fly), 3963 nucleotides. RefSeq lists its product as uncharacterized. NCBI's taxonomy places the organism in Eukaryota, Metazoa, Arthropoda, Insecta, Diptera, Drosophilidae. The transcript is spliced from 5 exons. The record is from RefSeq and is a predicted model, not a curated record. Gene Ontology annotation, molecular function: nucleic acid binding; RNA-DNA hybrid ribonuclease activity; aspartic-type endopeptidase activity. The coding region runs from base 1 to 3963 and encodes 1320 amino acids. Gene Ontology annotation, biological process: proteolysis.
AUGGCUCCGAAGUAUAGCAUCAACCUGAUAUGGGUUCCCGGUCACCGAAACAUCGCAGGCAACUGUACAGCUAACGAGCUGGCAAGACUGGGCACUUCCAUACCCCUUCUACCGGAUAAGGAGAACAUGGGUUUGCCGAUGACUACCUGUCAGGCACUGAAAGACCUACAGAGCACAAUCCAAGGGUGUUUGAUAGCGCUGGCUCAUUCCAACAUUUCCACAGAGAACUGGGACUGUCUCCUGGUAUUCCUGUGCGCCAGUAGAUUGCCGAAACUGACCCUUUCCUUAUGGGAGCAGUCCCUUUCAUCCAAGUCCGACAUUCCGACCUGGGAUGAAAUGAACACGUUUCUUAGCGAACGAUACCGAACGCUAGAGGCGAUUGAGGAGAUGAAACCCAGCCACAGCAAUCACUCUACCGCUAAGAGUCAACCCGUUCCCAGGAAGCUCAACUCUUUCGAAGCAAAGGUAGUUACUAAACCAAAGAAUUGCGACCUGUGCUCAAAAGAGAGUCAUCCAGUGCGCUUAUGCCAGCGUUUUCUCCAGAUGUCUGUGAAUGCGCAAACAAUCUACAUCAAAAAAAAACAGCUUUGCCUAAAUUGCUUCGCAAAGGACACCAGCUACGUGACUGUACUAGCACUCACAGCUGUUUCACAUGCCGAGCUCGGCAUCAUACACUCGGUGCAAGGGGCCGCCACCGGUCUAGAAAAUCCGCCCAGUGUGCAGAACUAUUUCGCAACCGGUGCUAGAGCGGUUUUGCUAGGCACGGCUAUUAUUGAUAUAUGCCACUUGGGAACGAACUACAGGGCUCGUGCUCUAAUAGACUCGGGUUCUGAGGCAACGUUUAUUUCGGAACGCCUGUUCAAUCUGAUUAAGCUGCCAUUCCGCCUUAUCCAAGCCCAAGUUUCGGGCUUAAAUCAAACCGUUUCCGCUCAGGCGACCAAGCUCUGCCAUUUUUCUAUUCGAGCCCCUAAUAAGCCAGGCCUUCAGCUAGAAACCACAGCUUACGUCUUGCCCAAACUGGCUGGAAUGCUUCCGUCGUACCCAAUUCCACGAGAUGCGCUGGUUGAUUUACCGGCCAUCCCCCUCGCAGAUCCAACAUUUUUAGAGAGUUCCCAGAUAGAUGUUCUGAUCGGAGCCGACAUUUUACCGUCCGUGUGGCUGAGCGGCACGCGCACCAACAUUUGCGGCUCUCUGCUAGGACAGGAGACUAUUUUCGGCUGGGUGCUUACCGGCCCAGUGUCCAAUGCAUCAGUCCAAAAGCGGGUAGCAGCUUUCACGACCCAGAUAACCGAAACAAGUGACAGGGUCUUAGAAAAACUUCUCACUAAGUUUUGGGAGGUGGAGAAUAUACCAACAAGGAGGGUAAAGGAAUCCGAUUCCUAUUGCGAGGGCAAUUUUCUCCAAACCACCACUAGAGACGCAAGCGGGAAAUACGUGGUAACGUUACCGUUUUGCGAACCCGAAAAUUUCGGAUCCAAAUUGGGGCACUCGCGAUCCAUUGCCCUAGCUCAGCUUCUUAGGAACGAAAACCGUUUAAAAAGAGACUUUCCACUAAAAGAGCAAUAUGACUCAGUCAUUCAAGAGUAUUUGGAUCUGGGUCACAUGAGAGAAGUUCCCCCGUCUUACGAUACUCCAAACUAUUAUCUUCCACACCAUGCUAUGAUCAAACCCGAGAGCACCACCACUAAACUACGCGUGGUAUUCAAUGCUUAUAGCCCUUCAGCAAAUGGGACAAGCUUGAACGAUAUUCUUCAUGCUGGUCCAGUCCUACAAUCUGAUUUAACCAUUCAGAUCUUGAAGUGGCGUUAUUUCCAGUACGUGUACCGUCAAAUCUGGGUCGAUCCCAAGCACACGCCGUUCCAAAGAAUUUUAUUCCGAAACAAAGAAGGAGAAGUAAGCGAUUUCGAACUAAAAACCGUCACCUUUGGUGUCAACUGUGCACCGUUUCUGGCACUUCGCGUACUCCAACAAUUGGCAGACGACGUAGAAACGGAGUUUCCAAAAGCAACCAAUAUUAUUCGGCAUUUUAUGUACGUAGACGAUGUUCUGGCAGGGGCCAAUUGCAUACAAGAGGCUCGACUUGCUAUCCGCGAGCUUUGCCACGCUUUUAACCUUGCCGGGUUCCCGUUGAGAAAGUGGACAGCGAAUCAGAAUAGCAUACUCGAAGAUAUCCCUAACGAGCACCUACUCCACGAUGACUUUCGCGAUCUCAAUUCCGAAAGCACUACCAAAGCACUUGGGGUUCGGUGGAAUGCGACCUCGGACGAGUUCUAUUUUGUUCCACCGCUAGUUUCGAUUGAAUCUACGUAUACCAAGAGAGAGGUUCUUUCCCAGAUCGCGAAACUUUUUGACCCCGCGGGAUGGCUGUCCCCGUUUAUUGUCCGCUCAAAAAUCUUUAUGCAAGAAAUUUGGUUGCAAGAGUUGGGCUGGGAUGAAAAUAUCCCCACAGAAAUGAAUCAAAGAUGGCAAGAGUUUUUGCGCAGCUAUUCCGAGCUCAAGCAAAUCCGUAUUCCUAGAUGGGUUGGGUUCCAGCCAGAGGUGAAGGUCGAGCAUCAUGGGUUUUGUGAUGUGUCGCAGAAGGCAUAUGGGGCCGCAAUAUACUUGCGGGUUGAAGUAGGACAUAAUAUUAUGACACAUCUGCUUACCGCCAAGACCCGAGUCGCACCCGUUAAAACGGUAUCCCUUCCACGACUCGAACUGUGUGGGGCCUUGCUGUUGUCAGAAAUGAUCGCAGCUAUCCUUCCGAAUAUGCCAAUUUCCAAUUCCGACAUUUUCUGCUGGACUGAUUCCACCAUCGUCCUCGCAUGGUUGAACAAACCGGCAUGCCAAUGGGCCACGUUUGUAGCCAACCGAGUGACCAAGAUUACUCAGCCAGCCGAGGAGUUUCGCUGCAGGAUCUGGUUCAUAGCCAACUCUGGUGGAAAGGACCGGCCAAAAGGCCAGUGGCCAACACAGGGGCUUGCGACUCCAGUUACAGACUUAGAGCAGCGUGCUGUGAAGGUCAAUUUGGCAAAGGCCCUAUACGACGAUUUUCUGGAACGAUUCUCCAAAUUGGACAAGGCUCUGCGGGUCCUUGCGUACGUGUUACGGUUCACUCUACGCUGCCGCAAGAUGCCGAGGGGCCCAGCUGACCGGCCUACAAAGGAGGAGGUCCGAGAAGCUGAAAGAGCCCUUAUUCUAUAUGCUCAACGUGAGGAAUAUACCCAAGAGCUUAAAUUCCUAAACGAUAAGUGUCCAAUUCCAGUGUCCAGCCCGAUAGCCAACCUGUUUCCAUUCCUAGACCAGCACGGCCUGUUAAGAGCAUGUGGUCGCAUUACUGCCUCAACAGCACUUCAGUAUGACGAGCGCCAUCCUAUUAUACUGCCAUAUAACUGUAGGCUUUCUCGUCUGCUCGUCCUUUUUUCACACCAGAUUUCCCUGCAUGGCGGCAACCAACUAGUGGUACGCCUCAUUCGAUCGAAGUAUUGGAUUCCUAAACUCAAGAAUCUGGUAAAAGCUGUGCUAAACUCCUGUAAGGCCACUGUCUCCCAUGCCGAAAAUCCUUCUGAUUUGUUGGCGUUAACGCCAGGCCACUUUCUGAUUGGGGGUCCGUUGCUUUCCACAGCUGAACCCGAAAUUAAGGGCGAUGCUAAGUCGAUUAUAAAUCGCUGGCAACAUUUAAAGGCCCUGCAUCAGCAGUUCAGUGCGCGAUGGAAAGAGGAAUAUUUAAAGGAACUGCACAAGCGCAAUAAGUGGCAGAAUCCGUCCAAAGAUAUACAAGUCGAUGAUAUGGUGGUCGUCAAAGAAGACAAUAUGCCAUCAAACGACUGGCGGCUCGGCAGAGUUGUAUCUGUCUUUCCAGGGGCCGAUAGUAGAGUUCGCGUAGUAGAAAUCCGUACCGCUCGAGGAAUUAUUAAACGUCCCGUCCAUAAGCUAGUACUUCUUCCUAUGGAGGCCAAGGCAGCCUCAGUACUUCCAAAAUAG